AUGUGGACUGGAGUGCGCAGAAGAAGAGAAUAUCAGUUCAUAGUUAUCGAGGAGGUUAUGCAGCAGAAGGCGCCGGGGGUGCCUAAUAAUAUUCAACUUCAACAAUCCCAAACGAGCUCGAAGUCCCUAGCAGCCCGGCGAGGAUUCUCGUCGAACCUCUUCAAGGCUACCUUCAGCUCGCGCAGCAAGGCGGUCCUUACCGCCCCACCGGAAGUCGAGGCAACCGCCAAGAUAGGCAGCGCGGAGACCAAACCUGUCACUAGGAAUAGGCCUAAAACAGCGCCGCCGUUACCGAACUCAUCAUCAAAAGUGAAGCUAAAGAGAGCAGAUCAUACCAAACCACCUCUAAAGAAACCUAACAAAUUGUCAAUUGAAUUAAAGCGGCCGGACAAAACAAGUUUAAAAACACCCGAUCCUGGAGGGAAAUUAUUAAAGAAAACCUCAAAAAAUGACCUAAAACGAUCAGACUCCGUCAUUAAAAUAGUCAAAAAGUCGUAUGUGCCCGAAACUCCAUCGGAUAGUCUCUUGCCACCUUCGUUGAAACCGAAAGUGAUUGAUAAAAAUGAAAAACCAGCCAAGAUUGUUAACAACAAUGACAUUUGGAUGAACGCAAAUGAAAUCAAAAAUACUAAAAGACCAGCACCUCCGACUCCAGUGAGAGGACCGAGUCAGGGGAAGCAGGAGUCCACUCUCAAGGGCGCUCCCUCCGUCUCCAGUCUCGAUUCAAAGCAUCACAAAGUUGCUCCAGCACGAGACAAAUCUCUCAAGAUCUUUGGAUCGAAAGAGAAGCUACACAAAGCACACAAGAGGAAAGAUCUCGGGAAUAAUAAUGCUGUUUUAGAAGACCCCGAAUUGAGAGAAGGAUUGGAGACGUAUGAAGAUGGACAGGUUAGGAUACAUGAUUAUGGGAGUGCCGAGGAACUGGGGUCCGUAGACGAGAGGGGGUCGCAGGAGUGUGUCAGUUUGCCCGUGACGCUGAACGCAGAACACAUGCCUGGCUUCCAGGAAGUGGAGCUCAGGCCUAGAGAACCAUCCGAGGCAUCUUUGGCAUCUGGCAUUCGCGAGAUCGAGUCGCUGCGAAGGGAAUUAGAGAUGAGCACCAUGGAGCGGGCGCAACUACAGAGCAGAGUGGACGAGCUCCUAGAGCGCGCUGCAGAUGCUGAGAGACUGCGGGCGGAACUAGAAAGACUGAAGUCAGCGGAAAUAGAAAGAGAGGCGGCCCUAGAGCGUCUGGCGGACGAGAACGGCGCGCUGCGGGCGCGGCUGCGCGGCGUGGCACACUCGCCGCUCUCCGACAGCGAGAAGCGACAGCUGCUGCUAGCGCCGGCGCCGCGACGCAUGCACUCAUCAGCGCCCGCGUCCAUUGCGCUUGCGCACAAUGGAGAUGGGGACAGCGGUGAUGCCAGUACCCCCGAGUGGGACAAACACUCCUCGUCAUCACUCAGCGAGGUGUCCGUCGCCUGCCUACAGGACAGGAUACAGCAGAUGGAAGAACACCAUUACAGCACAAGCGAAGAGUUGCAAGCAACGUUAGCAGAAUUGGCAGACUUGCAGACGCAGCUGGCGGAUGCGCACGCCGACAAUGAGCGACUGGCAGAGGAGAAACAGGUGCUGCUCGAGUCUCUGUGUCAGCAGACGGAGAAGUUGGAAGACAGCAGGACUAAGGUGGAUACACUUCAGCUCCUGUUGCGAGAGGGUGUCGAGCCGGAGACUAUACCAGCUGCAGAUACUGAGCAGCUCUUGACUGUUUUAAAGUUGUCGCAAGAAGAGCGACGUCACCUUCAGAGUAAGGUGGAAGAGCUCGAGACGGAGAUAAAAGAUGCCAAAGCUGCGUUGGAAGAGAAAACCAAAGAAAAUGAAUCGCUCACAGAGAGAAUUAGGAUGGUGGAAGGUAAUACUGAACGUCUGGAGACCGAGCGGCUGCAGUGGGAACAUGAGGCUACCGCCCGCCAGGAACAGCUCCAUAAUCUCACCAACUUGCUGGAUGCCGCUAAAGCCAAGCAUACGGCGGCGGCGGCCAAUGGCCGAGCGGCUGGCGCACGCGCAGCGACAGCUCGACCGCGCGCACUCCGACGCGCGCAAGCUGCACGACGACGCGCUGGUACACACCCUCACACUUACCUCAUACAUAGCAUACGGCGGCGGCGGCCAGCGCGCGCCCAGCGAGGCACACGCCCACGACGGGCCGCAGCGCCUGGCGCCGCGCAGCGACAGCUCGACCGCGCGCACUCCGACGCGCGCAAGCUGCACGACGACGCGCUGGUACACACCCUCACACCUACCUCAUACAUAGGAGCGCGCGCCGCGCAGGCGCGCAGACGCGCUGGCCGCGGCGGCGCACGCGCAGCGACAGCUGACGCGCGCAAGCUGCACGACGACGCGCUGGUACACACCCUCACACCUACCUCAUACAUAGCUGGCGGCGGCGGCGCGCGCGCCGCGAGGAAGACGCGCUGGCCGAGCGGCGGCGCACGCGCAGCGCGCCGCGCGCACUCCGACGCGCGCAAGCUGCACGACGACGCGCUGCAUACGGGGGCGGCCAGCGCGCGCCGCGAGGCAGACGCGCUGGCCGAGCGGCUGGCGCACGCGCAGCGACAGCUCGACCGCGCGCACUCCGACGCGCGCAAGCUGCACGACGACGCGCUGCAUACGGCGGCGGCGGCCAGCGCGCGCCGCGAGGCAGACGCGCUGGCCGAGCGGCUGGCGCACGCGCAGCGCGCGCAAGACGCGCGCAAGCUGCACGACGACGCGCUGCAUACGGCGGCGGCGGCCAGCGCGCGCCGCGAGGCAGACGCGCUGGCCGAGCGGCGGGCGCACGCGCAGCGACAGCGCGACCGCGCGCACUCCGACGCGCGCAAGCUGCACGCCGACGCGCUGCAUACGGCGGCGGCGGCCAGCGCGCGCCGCGAGGCAGACGCGCUGGCCGAGCGGCUGGCGCACGCGCAGCGACAGCUCGACCGCGCGCACUCCGACGCGCGCAAGCUGCACGACGACGCGCUGCAUACGGCGGCGGCGGCCAGCGCGCGCCGCGAGGCAGACGCGCUGGCCGAGCGGCUGGCGCACGCGCAGCGACAGCUCGACCGCGCGCACUCCGACGCGCGCAAGCUGCACGACGACGCGCUGGUGUCGCGUAAUAAUGCCAAAUCGACAAUAUCCGAGCUUGAAUUUCAAUUGGAGCAGCUGAGACAAGAGAAGGCAGCUUUGCAGGGCGAACUGAAAACCCAACAGGACAAUGUCGCUGAAUUACAAGCACAAGUGCAGGUGACGGCGGACGAGAAGCUGUCGCUGAUGUCUCGUGCGGGCGAGGCGCUGGCGCGCGCGGCGGAGGCCGACCGCCACCUGCAGGACGCCCGCGCGCGCCUCCACCAGCUCGCCAGGGACCGCGACCGAGACGAAGCGGAAUGGAAACAAUUCGAAAGCGAUCUAUUAAUGACUGUACGCGUCGCAAAUGACUUCAAAACAGAAGCGCAGCGAGAGUUAGAACGGUUGGUCUCCGAGAACAAGAUACUAAGAGAUCGAAUUCGGCUGCUCGAAGAUCAGAUUCACUCGCUCAAAGGUGAUAACACGUCUCAAUCUGUGGAUAGUAUUCACAACUAUUCGGAUGACGAGAAAAAAUUAUCAAAUGAAUCGCUAUUAGACUAUCAAAGUGAUAGUUCAGCAAUAGAUGUAUUUAAAAACAUCAGGACUAGAUAUUUAUCUAGAGUCCAUAGUGUAUCUGAUCCUUCGCAUAAAGACACGAGUGUAGUCGAACAGGCUUUCUGUAAAUUAAACAGCUCGCCAGAUUCUAAAACUGAUAUAAAAAUUGAAAUUAAAGACGUUACGGUGGAUGAAACGGACGAUACAAGUUUGCAACUAAAUUUAGAUAAUGCGGUAAUAGAAAAUGAUGCCUUGCGUGAACCAGUUCUACCUCGCUUUGAGAACAAAGAAUUUAAGAGACAAGAUGCUGUAGAUAUCGAUUCUAUCACCAAACAAGACAUUAAUGAUGACAGGCUGCAUUCACCAAACAUUUCUGACGAUGUGUAUUACAUAGAUCUAGAUUGUAGUAAGCAUCAUGAAAAGUUGGUCACUCAGUCUGAGCAUAGCAAAAUUGUGACACCGAAAGAAAGAACAAUUUUUAGUAGAAGUUUUUCCGGCAUGUAUAAUGGUAAACCAAAGUCCUAUAGUAUGGAUAAUUUGAAUUAUAAUGAAAAAUCCAAAGAUAAUUUGAAAGAGGCUACUAGUAUAGAAUUUUUAGGUACAAGUUUUACGUGUAGUGAAAUAUCUUUAAAUACUGUAGGUUCAGACAGUGUCUUCACGUCGCCUGUUGAUAGAAAUAAUACGGCGUUUAAUAAAUUGAUUAUAAUGGAUUCUCCAGUUCAAACGGCCAGUCCAAUAGCGAAAUCAACAGAAAACAUUUCUGGCUCUAAAAAUGAUGGUAACGCCAGUCAGUUCCAACCAGUCAGCAGCAGACCAUCGGUUGAAAAAGAUGUCUCCAAUAAAUUCGAAAAAGAUAUUAGUACAAUACCAAUAGUAAAAGCCGAAUCUAUUCUUCCUUAUCCGUAUCCACAUGACAUAAAACCAUCAAUGGAAGUUAAUACCUUCGUGCAGUCGCUAGAAAAGCCUACUAACAAUGCAACUCUUGGUCAGGAAAUUGAAAAGGACUUAAAGAAAGCAAAUGAAGAUAUAAAGAUGACCUUUAAAGCAGCUAUAGAUAGAAUAAAAGGAACAAGUAAAGAUAAGAGGUCUCCAUCUCCGCCUAAACCGAAAAAGUUAAAUGUAAAAACUGAGGUUAACAUAACGACUGAUAAAAAUCAUGUUAGUAUUGUUGAUUCAAUUAAAUUUCCCAUUUCUAGCUCAAAAAAAUAUGAAAAGAAGAAUGAUGUAGGUAUAACAGUUAAAACAGCGGAAACAACAAGGCACGCAGAUAAGUCUAACGUAACGGACAUUGUUCCAGAUAAUGUUCAUAGUAACAAUCCUUUUAUACAAUCCAUGGAAAACAACAUAGGUACUUUUAAAAGUGAAAAUGAAAAAAUUGACGAAAAUGUUAGUUAUCAUUUGAAAAUUAACACUGUUAAUGAGGUACCAAUCAGUCAAAAUAAUACAAAUUCAGCAUUAAUGUUAAAUAAUGCAUCCACAAUUAAUAUUAGACCUAUGACCGGAAGACUUAAAACAUUUGUAACACCAAUAAAAAUAGUAAAUAGCACUGGUAGUACAUCCCCCAUUAUUUUAAGUCCUGUUUUAAUCCAUCCUGUAAUAUUUAAAACUCAAAAACCCGAUGUUGAUAUUAAGACAGAUGGUAAAAAAGGUACGGUAUAUUAUAAUGAUAUAGAUCAAGUCAUUACACAAGAGAACGUUAAUGAACAUAAAUCUGUAACACAUAAGAGUGCAAGCGACGAUAAUAAUAACAUUAACGCUAAUACUGAUCAUUCAAGUAAUAAAAUUGAUAACUCUCAUAUCAGCAAGAAAAUCAUAUAUCAAAAAAAUUUAAAGGCAAAGCAGUUACCAUUUUUGUCAUGGAAGAAUUUAUCCAAUGAAAACAUAACAGAAUUGAAGUCGUCUACGUCAUCGAAGGUUUCAUCUAAACGUACUGAAACAGCAUCUCUGCUUCCUAAAUCAGAUCCGAAAGCUAAAGUGGGAAAAUUAAGUAAGACUCCAGAGUGGUUGAUCGAUAAUCAGUAUUAUCAACCCGUUGAAAAUGUUUCUUUUAUUAUAAACUCGAAUCAACCAUUAACGCAACCGAUGACCCAAUCACAAAACAAUCCUACUACAAAAGAUCCGAUACAAUUCAAUAAUACAAAUCCAUUUUUACCAUUAAUACCACCCAGAAGAGAUUCAGAUCAAGAGCAUUAUUACGAAGAGAUUGGACAACCUAUAUCAACCACGAAUAAUAAAAACAUAGCUGAUGAUGUUAAAAUAUCGAACAAAACUAAAAACACAGUAGAUGAAUUUUGUUCAGUGACCCGUGAGGAACUUUUAAAAGUUCCGAGAAGACCCAAGAAACCAAAGAAACAACAGAUUCCAUUAUCUAAACCGGGAGAACCUCCAAGUAUUGUGAAAGAGAUGGCAGGGAUUACUAAGUCAGUCAUAACUUUGUCUAGAGUCCCUAGUGCAAAAGAUUCGUCCAAAACACCCAGUGCGCCUUUUGAAGAAAUCGUACACAAUUUAGAAAAGAAACCUCCUUGUCCGGAACCAAGAAUAACUGAUGUGACUUUAAGAAAAACGUCACUACAGAGAGAUGAAGCAUUCAGUGUAGAUAUGAAUACAGGGUCAUGGCCCCGAAACCCUAAACCAUACUGGAAAACCUUAGAACACAAGAGGCUGUCGCAUCCUAUAAGAUCGUUGAACGACCCCUCGCCGCCUAGACCGCUACCGAUGCCGCCGCGGUCCGAGGAGGUUCCUACACCGCCUCCGUUACUGACGAGUGCCUCUCUGCAGGACAUCAUGGCGACAGCUGCAUCACACCGGAGGACCAAAGGUGUAAGCCGGCAAGACUCACGGUUGUCAGUGAAAUCGCUGAUAGAGAGCAUAGAGAAUGCUGCAAAGGCAGCUAAGCAGUCGCCGGCCACUACACCCGUUGGAGAAUGGCCACAGCAAACCACUGUGGUAGCAGCUACAAAUACCAGCAUGAAGAACGGCCUAACAGAGACAUCAUCAGCGCCCACUAAUGGACUCUCCAGUAACACCUUCGCCAAACCACCAGCAGCCAGGAAUUCCCGACCACCACCCUUAAACAGUGAGACGGCGCCGGCCCCGGCACCAGGGUCCAACAUACCGGACGAGCAGCGUGCACUGGCCACCUUGCAGCAAAAGGCCAUAGAAUCGUUCGUCAGGAGGAACAGCUAUGGAGACAUUUGUGAGAGAAAGGACCCUCUCAACGCGUUACAAGUGAAGAAUGGUGGAUCGAAACGCAACGCGUUACUCAAAUGGUGUCAACAAAAGACAUUCGGUUACAACAAUAUCGACAUCACGAACUUUAGCUCUUCGUGGAACGACGGGAUGGCGCUGUGCGCGAUACUACACUCGUACCUCGGUGAGGGCCGCGUGCCGUACGCAUCGCUGUCGCCUCACGACAAGCGAACCAACUUCUCCGUAGCGUUCGCGGCCGCGGAGUCCGUGGGAAUACCUACCACUUUGAACAUUCAAGACAUGAUCCAGCAAGAGAGGCCCGACUGGCAGCAAGUAAUGGCAUACGUGACCAGCAUCUACAAACACUUCGAAACUUAAAUUUAUUGACUAUCGAUAAUUGUUUAUCGUCUAUUCGAUUUAUACCUAUCGAAUAAUUUAUCGACUAAAUUCGCUACAUCAUCGUAGUAUAUUGAGGUGUAAAUUUGAAAAAUUGUCAAAUAAUGUUAUAGUUAUCUAGACAACAUAAUACAAAUCGGUUAUUAUGAAAUUAUAUAUCCAUAUAUACUAUAUAUAGGCAUAUACAUGAGAACUUCAUGAAUAUAAAGAAUCAAUAAUCUGAAAAUCUACCAAAUGUACAGAACCUAAAGCAUAUGAGGUUUAAUAUUAAAAUUAUUAAAGAAACCAAUAUGUAUAACACUGAGU
Achroia grisella is the source of this 7527-nucleotide messenger RNA. RefSeq lists its product as uncharacterized. The transcript has 29 exons. The record is from RefSeq and is a predicted model, not a curated record. Gene Ontology annotation, cellular component: microtubule organizing center; filamentous actin. Bases 1 to 7203 code for a protein of 2400 amino acids. NCBI's taxonomy places the organism in Eukaryota, Metazoa, Arthropoda, Insecta, Lepidoptera, Pyralidae. Gene Ontology annotation, molecular function: protein binding. Gene Ontology annotation, biological process: actin cytoskeleton organization.